AUGGUUUUCAGUAAAAUUCACAAUUAUUCUCAACGCAAUAUUUGUUUGUUCCCAAUAAACUCAGAAAACAUCAAUAUCGGUCAGUCGAAAUCAAAUAUGCUGAAUAUAUUUUAUGAUCCGUUGGGAUUAGAAACAACUAAUUGUGAUGACAGUAGUUAUCCGGUAGUUGACAGUAAUGAAAAAAUGUCUAAUCCUUCACAUAAUUUUCAUCCAGCUGAUGGCAAACAUAAUCUACUUGAAUCCAAAGACAAUGCUUUAAAUGUUAUUAGCACAAAAAUGAAUGUUUGUAUGGAUGAUACAUUUUUAUUGGGAUUUUUAGACAGAACUUUGACUGGAACUGGUUCCAAAACUAAUGUCGAUUUCGCCGAACGAUGUGGUUUAAAUUCUCCAACAGCUUUUGUCGAAGAUAUGAUUAAAAAAGCACAGAAAACUUUAAAUCAUCAGUAUAAAUGCUAAUAGUUUUUUGAUUAACUUUCCAUUCCGUUUUUUCUGUAUUAAUCUCAAC
This is a messenger RNA of Schistosoma margrebowiei, 505 nucleotides long. NCBI's taxonomy places the organism in Eukaryota, Metazoa, Platyhelminthes, Trematoda, Strigeidida, Schistosomatidae. The record is from the annotation of a GenBank genome assembly.